AUGGAAAACACCUCAAAACUCCAAGAAAGAGAGAACCCAUCUUCCAUAAACUCUCCAGCUAGGAAUGUCAUCAACGAUGUGAGCAACAGUAGCAGCAAUAGCAAUGGCCUCCAAAAUCCCACCCCACCUCUUAUACCAAAAGCCAUCCCUAGAUCUGACUCCAACCCCUACCCGACAACCUUUGUCCAAGCAGACACCUCCACCUUCAAACAAGUUGUCCAUAUGCUCACUGGCUCACUAGAGACUGCCAAACCAUCGUCGAAACUGAACCAAGCCCCAUCCAAGAACCAUAGCAUACCUCCCAUUAGGACUACACAAAAUAAGCAACAAGGGUUCAAGCUCUAUGAGAGGAGGAACAACCUCAAGAUCAGCCUCAUGAUCAACACCUUCAUGCCAAACUUUUCUCACAAUCCAGAAAACGAGAGAGCGGCAUCGUUUUUUCACUGCAAUGGAUUUUGA
Juglans regia (Persian walnut) is the source of this 459-nucleotide messenger RNA. RefSeq names its product VQ motif-containing protein 4-like. NCBI's taxonomy places the organism in Eukaryota, Viridiplantae, Streptophyta, Magnoliopsida, Fagales, Juglandaceae. The coding region runs from base 1 to 459 and encodes 152 amino acids. The transcript has a single exon. The record is from RefSeq and is a predicted model, not a curated record.